Molecule: messenger RNA, 1446 nt
Organism: Elgaria multicarinata webbii
Lineage: Eukaryota; Metazoa; Chordata; Lepidosauria; Squamata; Anguidae
Product: ubiquilin-1-like
Exons: 1
Coding region: 1-1446 (481 amino acids)
Biological process (GO): ubiquitin-dependent protein catabolic process
Cellular component (GO): cytosol
Molecular function (GO): polyubiquitin modification-dependent protein binding
Source: RefSeq, a predicted model, not a curated record
AUGCAAGCCCCUCCUCUUCCUCCGUGCAUCAUGGAAAUGAUGGACAAAGACCCCGAGGCCCCCCCGGCCCCCGUGGCCUGCCCGGUCAUCGCCUCCAACCCCAGCUUCAUCUGCAUCACGGCCAAGUCUCCCCAGGCAGCCGCGGAGUUUGUGCUCCCCGACAUCAGCACCAUCCAGCAGUUCAAGGAGGAACUCUCCAAGCACUUCAACUGCGAGACCAGCCAGCUCGUGCUCGUGUUCUUUGGCAGGAUCCUGAAGGAUCCAGACACCCUCCGGCAGUGCGGCAUUGGGGAUGGCAUGACCGUCCACUUGCUGAUCCGAGCCUUGAAGAGAGACCAGGAGAACCCGCCCCAGGUGUCGUAUGGGCCCAGGGCCUCGGCUUGUGCCCUGAUACCCUCCGGCGGCAGCCUCCCCUCCCCCACGUUUAGCCCAAGCACGCGGAGCUCAUGGCCCCCGCUGGAGGUGAACCCCUCCUUUGCGGAAUGGCAGGUGGUGCCCACCUCGGAGAUGAUCAUCCAGAAGGUGCGGCAAGUGAUUCUGGCCAACCCUGAGAUCCAGCAACUGGCUCAGCAGGUCCCGGCCAUCAGCCACAUCCUUAACAACAUGGACAUCAUGAGGGUGAUCCUGGACAAGAUGCGGGAGAUAAUGGACCUUGCGAAGAACCCUGACCUGAUGCAGGACCCGAAGAGCCCCGAGCCGGCAUUGGUCAGCCUUCAGAGCAGCAUCCCUGGAGGGGACAACCCCUUGAGGCAGCUGAACACGGAGGCUCAGGAGCCCGGGCUGAACGUGCCCCAGGACCUCUUCACCAUGUCCAGCCCUUUUGGCACCCUGGCGAGGAACCCCUGCCCAGAGCGCGCAGGCCUGAGCGACCUGGGCUCCCACCUGGACAGCCCGGAGCACCCCGUUCCGUUCCCGCUCUCUCUCAGCUCUACCAGCCUUUGUACCAACAGCUCUUGCCUUGACGAGGGCGGGGCCUUCUGCAGCCUGGCCCACCCCCUUGGGCACAGCUCAUCCCUGCCCAACCUCACGCCCCCCUCUGGGGCAGGAGCGCUUGGGGCAGGGGGCAUCCAGGCCCUGGAGGCCACGGAGAUCCCCGUGCUGAUUGUGAACCUGUGCAACGCCUACACCAAGCGCAUGAUGCUCUCGCUCAUGCAGAACGCGUUGCUGGCCUCGGAGGGGAUGCAGGCGGCCUCUCAGGAGCAGGUCCAGCAGCAGGUGCUGCACUUCUCCCGGCAGAUGCAGAGGCCGGAGAUGGUGGCCGCCAUGUCCAACCCCAAGGCCAUCCAGGCCUGGGUGCAGAUGGAGCAGGGCUUGCAGGCCCUGGUGGCAGAAGCGCCCGUGCUCAUCCCCUGGUUCGUGCUGCGCUUGAGAGGGCUGGGCUACUCGGCCGGGGCGAACCCUUGGCCCAGCGACGCUCCGUGCCAAGAAGCGGCUGCUCUGGAAUAG